Messenger RNA from Bursaphelenchus okinawaensis, 2350 nucleotides. Lineage: Eukaryota; Metazoa; Nematoda; Chromadorea; Rhabditida; Aphelenchoididae. The record is from the annotation of a GenBank genome assembly.
AUGUGUUCUAUCUUUGGUUCGUUAAGGUUUGAUCAACUUACAGCUUUGGAGAAAGCAGCUUCGGUUUCUGAAUUGUCUUUUACUCGGUUUAGCAAUCCUAAAAGGUAAGUUUUUGUGUAAUAUUUCAUUGUUUUGUGUUGAUUUCUUUGAUGUGAUUGUGCGUAAAGAAAGUAAAACUUGCAAAGUUUGAUGCAGGUAUAUUCCUUCAUCAGCUCUUUUAAAGUAGCAAUUUAGUCAUGCUCAAGCUCUAUAUUUACGAAUUAUUCGAGUUUACAACAUGGGGACUCUGCACAUUGAUCCGGAGUCACAAUAUAUAUUGUUAUCUCGGGUAAAGCCUUUGGCCGACUGUUUUCUAGACAAGAGAAAAUGGGCUGAUGAAAAUGCUAAAGUAAGUUUAUUUUGCCUUUGCUGGCUGUUAAUCUAUUUACACUUGUUAUUUGCCAUGGUUGUCAAUUUAUGUGUGAUUUUACGAUUUUUCGUUCAAAAGUAUUCAGUUAACUAUGUUAAAGGUAGAAUUAGUUUUAACAAUUGUUUCACCACCUAUUAUGUCGUUUUUGAUUACAGCAAACGUAUGCUACAAAGCUUGAGGGUGUAAUCAAGGAUGCGGUUAAGAUAUCAAACAAUAUAAGGAAUAAACUGCGCAAUUACUACGAGCCGAGGUCUGAAUCCAGCCAAAUGGUGUAUAUAAAGCAUUCUGAGCUGAUGUUUCAGUUGAAAGGUUCUGUUUUGGUACUGGAUCUUAGCACAGAGAAUCGUCACACGUGUUGGAGGUUUGACAAUGUCUUUAUCAGUCAGCACUUUAUCACUCCUGGGUUAGUUUUAAUAUGAAUACGAUGGCCAUGCUAACAUCAGAUUUAUAGUCUUCAUUUUUAUAUUAAUGGAUUUAGAUUUUUAUGUUAAGGUUGACGUUCUACGGACUUUUAAUGCACAUACGACCGCAAGAAAGAGGUUAUCUAGUGAACAUAACUGACUAUGACAAUGUUGUUAUUAUGUCUGAUCAAGAAUCGACAAACUAUGAAUACGUCUACAAUGCUAUAGAAUGUGAUGACAGCAUUUUUCGACCACGGAAUCCGCCGGUGUUAUGCAUCAAAGAUAAUUUGUUACAUGAAGGUACUUGCUGUAGGAAGGUCUGUCUUACUUUUAUAGGGUCUUGUGCGUUUGUAUACAUCAGUUACAAGUUUUAAUGAUCUUUGAUUUUUAACAUAAUUUUUUCAAUUUAAGUUAUUGUGUUAUUUCUUGACCUUUACUUUCGAUUUUGUAUUCAAAAACAUGUACAACUUGCUGUGACAUUGAUAUGCAUUCGUAAUGCGAGCUGUUGCGUGGGAUUUCUGACCUUUUGUUGUAAUGUAAUUUUAGUUUUGAAUGAAUUUCAGAUGCGAAUAGGUGUAUUGACAGUUAGUGACACAUGUAAAACGGAACCAGAAAAGGACAAAAGUGGACCAGUUUUGUUAGAAACCUUAAAGAAGUCAACUAUCAUUCAGAAUCCAACAUUUUCGAAGCAAAUUGUGGAAGACAAUGUUGCCAAAAUCAAAGAUGUUCUAUUGUAAGGUGUUUUUGGUUUUAUUUUUUAUACUACGUAAUAUUGGUGUAUAUAUGUACACUGAUAUACACAGUUUAUAUUUACUAUAGUUUUCCAGAGAAUGGUCAAAAACCCACGAUGUGAUUCUGACUACCGGUGGAACGGGCUUCACGCACCGUGACGUGACUCCAGAAGCCACUCGAGCUGUGAUCGAGAAGCCGUGUCCCGGCAUCGUAGUGGCCUUGGUCCAGGAAGGCCUGAAACACACGGCCAUGGCGGCUUUAAGUCGACCCGAAGCCGGUAAGAUGGGGUUUCAACUUCCGGUACGACAUUUAAUGUUAUUCAUGAUUUGAUAUCUUGAGGCUCCACUAUUUCCGCUCUUUAUGCAAAUACGCAAAGAAGGCCAAGAUUUAUUGGCAAAGUUUCGGUUUUGAAUGUUUGCUUAUUUGACGUUAUUUUUGGGCAUGUUGAUGUUGUUGUAGGCAGAGGUUGGACAAAAAACUUGUUUUUGAUUUAAAAUUGUUGCUAUUCAAAGGUUUAGACCUGAUAUUCAUGCUUUUGUGGUUCAAAUUUAUGGCAUUUUUUUAUAAUUUUAUGGCUUUUUUGUCUUUUUAUGUUCCUGAGCCUUUGUCUGAUAUAAUUUUAACUUAUUGUUAGGUAAUCAGGGUCUAAUGUGAUCUUAUUUUAGGGAUCUGCAACAAUUGUCUGGUAGUGAAUCUGCCCGGCAGCCCGAAAGCCUGUCAACAGAGUAUCCCGGUGCUGGAGCCCAUUCUGAAUCACGCAGUCCAACUCUUGCGCCCUGAGGCGUCACAUUCGGAGCACCCGAACUAA